This is a messenger RNA of Helicoverpa armigera (cotton bollworm), 1610 nucleotides long. RefSeq lists its product as uncharacterized. The record is from RefSeq and is a predicted model, not a curated record. The transcript is spliced from 5 exons. NCBI's taxonomy places the organism in Eukaryota, Metazoa, Arthropoda, Insecta, Lepidoptera, Noctuidae. Bases 2 to 706 code for a protein of 234 amino acids.
AAUGCCAUCAACGUCAAGAUAUAAGUGCUACUUUGAUUGUGACAAUGACGGCCCAUUGCACCGAUUUCCUAAACCUGAAUACCCACAUUUGGAAAAGUUUAACUCGUGGAAAAAAGUACUAGAUAAAGCUUUACAAGAGAAAGGCGACAUCUACAUUUAUAACCAAAUUCGAUUUUGCGACAGACAUUUUGAAGAGUGUUACCGUUCAGCCAGUCACCGACUUACUCCAAAUGCAAUACCAACUCUAGAUUUAUCUACAUUACCAGUUGGUCAAACUCUUGAAGGUCCAUCGGGACAUGUCGAGGCAGACAUGUCGAAUUUAUUAAACAUUUCGCAAGAUAAACUUGCUGUCAUUGAGCCAUCCAGCUCUACCCACUAUCAUAGUGAUGUACAGAAUGCAUUACAGACAGCUGAACGCCCUAAAGGUUCUAGGAAAAGAGGGACUUGUCAAUAUUUAAAACGAGUCGUCACCUCCAAAGAGAAGGAGAUAAUAAAGUUAAAACAGAAAGUAUUGAAGCUGAAAAAGAAAUAUAAGGAACAAAAUAACAAGAAACUCUCUGCAAGGAAAAUUUCCACAUCAAAAUCAUUUUUGAAAGAGUUAAAUAAAAUGCCUGCAACAAUAAAAAUAUUUACUUCCCUCCAAAUGAAAUGGAAAAAGAAACCACGAGGCAGGCGAUUUACAUUUAACGAAAAAUCAUGGCAUUGACCAUUUACAAACAGAGUCAGAAAGCUUACAACCUCAUGCGAAAAAUGUUUGUCUUGCCAUCAAAGCGCAGCCUACAAAAAUGUUGAGUAAAUUUGAACUGAAACCAGGCUUCAAUCCUGAUAUAUUUAAAAUUUAAAAGCUACAGUAGCAAAAUUGCCGGCAGAAAAAAAGUUGGUCAAUUUACUGUUUGAUGAGGUAUCAUUGGCUCCGGGUGUUUUUUACAACCCUGCCCUAAAACAGAUAACUGGUUUUGAAGAUUUUGGGCACAGACAAACAAAAAAACUCGCAGAUCAUGCCUUGGUCUUUAUGAUCAAGGGUAUAAAAAGCAAAGUGAAACAACCUUUAUGCUUUUCAUUUUGCCAAGGUGCCACGAAAAAGGACGAUUUAAAGAAGCUGAUCAAAACAAUAAUAAAAGAAAUCUCCAAUACUGGAUUGAUAGUUAUUGCCACUAUAUGUGACCAAUCAGCCACAAAUAUUUCUGUGAUAAAAAGUCUUCAAGAAGACACAAAACGCAAAUAUUUACAAGAGGGUAAUGAAUAUAGGACCCAAGCCUUCGAGUUUGAAGACCAAAAGGUCUUCCCAUUAUUUGAUCCUCCACAUCUUUUAAAGGGAAUGAGAAAUAAUUUACUCGCCAAACAUUUGAAAUUUGUACAAGAUGGGAAAACAAAGUAUGCAAAGUGGGAACAUUUGGAGAUGCUGUUGAAGUUAGAUGUUGGGGAUGAUGAAAUUAGGCUUGUUAAUAAAUUAACAGAAAACCAUGUUAAUAAAGAGAAAAUUCCAAAAAUGAAAGUGAAAUAUGCUGCACAAGUUUUCAGCCAAAGGGUAUCAUCAGCAUUGAGAUUCUUAGCAAAACACAACCUUCUUCCGGCGGAGUGCGAAGAAACUGCUGAUUUUCUACUCAUUA